AUGUCAUCUUUCAUUUUUUUUUAUUUCUCUUCCAUACUCACAUGCCUUCCCUUUUCGACUACAACUUCUUCAUCAUCUGUCUUUUUUUGUCCCUCCCCAACUCUUUCCUUAAUUCCUCUUAAUUUUUCAUCUCUACCUCUCCUUAGCCGACAUCUAAUCGACAGUCAAAAAUGGGAAACCACACAUAUCAGCAAUUUCCACAAAAUUUAUUUUUGUGUCAUAUGUUUGCUUCCUUCUUGUCUGUCAUUGAAAGUAUUUGGUAUUUAUUCUUUAUAUUUCUCCACCCCCUUUUCUUUCAUUUCCUCUUUUUUUUCUGUCCCUUAUAUUUUCUUUCCUAUUGCCGUCCUUUUUUCAUGUUCCCUAGUUAUCUUUAAUCUUCCUUCUUUUUCAUGUAGAUUCAUUGAUAUUUUUGUCGUCUGCCUUAUUUUCCGCCCACAUUUCCGCCUCUUUUCCCUCUCCUUUUCUUUCUACACUUUUUUCUUUCUUUCUUUUCCCCCUCUUGACCAUUUUUCUAUUCGGCUCAAUAUUCCUUUUUUCCCUUAUCUAUCAACUACUACUUUUCUCUCUCUGUCUCUCUCCCUCUUUCUCUCUCUCUCUCUCUCUUUCUAA
Molecule: messenger RNA, 609 nt
Organism: Acanthosepion pharaonis
Lineage: Eukaryota; Metazoa; Mollusca; Cephalopoda; Sepiida; Sepiidae
Source: the annotation of a GenBank genome assembly